ACUGUCAACGCCAGAAGUACCGAAACUGAGUGCGCGGACCUCAAACAAGACAAAUCAGCGUAACAUGGAGCCUACAAAUCUACAGAAAGCCAUAGCUAUAGCUCAGAAAGCUUCAGAGGAGGACCAGGCUGGACAUUUUGAAGAGGCUAUCAAAUCAUAUCAUCAUGCGGUGAAAUAUUUUCUGCAUAUAAUAAAACGUGAACCUCAGGGUAAGGAGGGCAAUCAGAAGAUCAGAGAAAAGUGUAAGCAGUAUCUUGACAGAGUGGAAGAGCUUCAAGACUAUCUUGAUAAGAAAGAGAAAGCUAUAGAUCUGGCCAAUAAGGCAUCUCAGGAGGAUAAGGCCGAAAACUAUGAAGAGGCCCUUCGUCUAUACCAGCAUGCUGUUCAGUAUUUUCUGCAUGUUGUCAAAUAUGAAGCACAGGGUGAUAAGGCCAAACAAAGCAUUCGUGCCAAAUGUGCUGAAUAUUUAGACCGGGCUGAAAAGCUGAAGGAAUACUUAAAGAAGAAAGAGAAGGCUCCAGCGAAACCAGUAAAGGAGUCCCAGUCUAAUGACAAAGGAAAUGAAAGUGAUGGAGAAGAAGACCCAGAGAAAAAGAAAUUUCAGAAUCAGCUCUCAGGAGCCAUUGUAAUGGAGAAACCAAACAUUAAAUGGAAUGAUGUGGCCGGUUUGGAGGGGGCCAAAGAGGCUUUGAAAGAAGCUGUCAUUCUGCCAAUCAAAUUCCCACAUCUCUUUACAGGUAAAAGAACACCAUGGCGGGGUAUACUUCUCUUCGGGCCUCCUGGAACAGGCAAAUCUUACCUGGCCAAAGCAGUAGCAACAGAAGCCAACAAUUCCACCUUCUUCUCUAUUUCUUCCUCAGACCUGGUAUCAAAGUGGCUGGGAGAGAGCGAAAAGCUGGUGAAGAGUUUGUUCACAUUGGCUCGAGAGCACAAGCCCUCUAUUAUCUUCAUUGAUGAGAUCGAUUCACUCUGUGGCUCCCGAAGUGAGAAUGAAAGUGAGGCAGCUCGCAGAAUCAAGACAGAAUUUCUGGUUCAGAUGCAAGGUGUUGGUAAUGAUAAUGAAGGAAUCCUGGUUCUGGGAGCCACAAACAUCCCCUGGACAUUGGAUUCUGCCAUCAGAAGACGAUUUGAAAAGCGUAUCUACAUCCCUCUACCAGAAGAGCAUGCUCGGGGCUUCAUGUUCAAGCUGAAUCUGGGCACCACACCUAACAGUCUCACCGAAUCCGAUUUCAUAACCCUGGGCAAGAAGACAGAUGGCUACUCUGGUGCUGACAUCAGCAUCAUUGUCAGAGAUGCUCUCAUGCAGCCUGUCCGGAAGGUUCAGUCUGCCACUCACUUUAAACAGGUACGAGGGCCAUCAAGGAGUGACCCAAAUGUCAUAGUGGAUGACCUCCUAACCCCUUGUUCCCCAGGGGAUCCACAGGCUAAAGAAAUGACAUGGAUGGAAGUUCCAGGAGAGAAACUUUUGGAGCCAAUUGUUUCCAUGUCUGACAUGCUGAGGUCCCUCUCCAACACAAAGCCCACGGUCAACGAGCAGGAUCUGGAGAAGCUGAAAAAGUUCACAGAGGACUUUGGACAGGAAGGCUGAACAGAACUGGUGCUGAACCAAAGCAAAAUUGAGAUUGUAAUGUCUUUUCUCUCAUCCUUCACAUGCCACUCUCCUCCUUUCAUGCUUAUGUUCUUCCUAUGACCCACAAGCCCCCUCUGCUCAGGCAAAAGGACUGAUGUAAACUGAGAUGUGUCCAUGUGAAGAAGUUUUUCUUCACAUCUGUCAAUAGCUGCUGUGCCUGCAAGGCUCCCAUCAGUACCUACUUGUGUCCAUCAUCCAUCUUUUAACUUUAAUCAGCGGCCUCAAUCAUAUAUUUUGUUGUUGUUUCUACCGGGCCUUCCACCGAUUUAAAAUUCAAGUAAAGCAGUGAGCGUUUGAGCAUGUUCUAAUAUCUUGUUGUUAUAUCUAAUGUCUUGUUUACGGAGUCACAUAAAUCUGAAGGGACACGAUGUCUAAAUGUUAUUUUCUUUUCUUAUUUUUUUGCGCUUUAUAGGCAAAGAACCAUUAAGUGGCUCUUGUCUGUUGUAGCAAAGCAUUGUUCAUGGGUGGAGGUGUACUCUUCUUCACAAUGCCAUCCAGAAUUGCUCUGUUUUUCCUUUUAUUUGAGAAAGCUGUGCAAUGCUUUUUGAUGUAACACUCUACAUAUUCUACAUAUGAUUUGUUUCCAUGUAAAGCCUUACUUUCAGUAUAUUACUGUUAAAAAUUGCUCUUUCACUGAGAUAUGAGUUACAUUAUUUGUUCAGGGGCCAAUGUUGGACAUUUGUAAAUUCACUUGUUGAGGCUCAGCUCACAGUGUGCCUUCUUUGCGUUUUCCUCCUCUGUCUGUCUGUCUGUCUGUCUGUCUGUCUGUCUGUCUGUCUCAAAUAUCAAUUACUGUUUUUAUAGGAAGAAGGUUUGGUAAUAGACUUUUGCAUACUUCAUUUAGUGCUUUACAACAAUAUAUCAAUCUGCAUACUGGUCCUAUGCACUUAUAUAGGGUGUUUGGUUUGGCAUUUAAAAUCCUGUAAGACAUUGUACUAUUAGAAUAACAAUAUAGUAUGGAUAUGGUUUGUUUUAAAUGUAAGUUCAGUUAAAAUAAUUUUUCCAGGCGUUUGAAAGUGGUUUCUCGUUUAUUUCACCAUUCACAUGUAAAUAAAGUUGAAAUGGAAAAAAACAA
Molecule: messenger RNA, 2705 nt
Organism: Danio aesculapii
Lineage: Eukaryota; Metazoa; Chordata; Actinopteri; Cypriniformes; Danionidae
Gene: vps4b
Product: vacuolar protein sorting 4 homolog B
Exons: 13
Coding region: 65-1588 (507 amino acids)
Biological process (GO): endosomal transport; vacuole organization
Molecular function (GO): ATP hydrolysis activity; ATP binding
Source: RefSeq, a predicted model, not a curated record